AUGAUCCACAGGCGAGAGCAGCAGGCAACGCAGGCAGCUGUACAUUUUGCAUCAAAAGCGAACGUAGAGGAAGCCUCGAGGCCCGGCGUGUCAAGAUGGGUGACAUCAGGAGCUCAAGGACCAGGCACAUGCCUUACGAACAGCAGGAGUAGGAGUAAGAUGAAUACCGUCAGCAGCAACAGAGCGAGGAAGGAACAGAGGUCCGGCAGCAGCAACAGAGUGAAGAAGGAACAGAGGUCCGUCAUCAGCAACAGAGCGAGGAAGGAACAGAGGUCCGUCAGCAGCAACAGAGCGAGGAAGGAACAGAGGUCCGUCAGCAGCAACAGAGCGAGGAAGGAACAGAGGACCGUUAGCAGCAACAGAGCGAGGAAGGAACAGAGGUCCGUCAGCAGCAACAGAGUGAAGAAGGAACAGAGGUCCGUCAGCAGCAACAGAGUGAAGAAGGAACAGAGGUCCGUCAGCAGCAACAGAGUGAAGAAGGAACAGAGGUCCGUCAGCAGCAACAGAGUGAAGAAGGAACAGAGGUCCGUCAGCAGCAACAGAGUGAAGAAGGAACAGAGGACCGUCAGCAGCAACAGAGUGAAGAAGGAACAGAGGUCCGGCAGCAGCAAAAGAGUGAAGAAGGAACAGAGGUCCGGCAGUAGCAACAGAGUGAAGAAGGAGCAGAGGUCCGUCAGCAGCAACAGAGUGAAGAAGGAACAGAGGACCGUCAGCAGCAACAGAGUGAAGAAGGAACAGAGGUCCGGCAGCAGCAACAGAGUGAAGAAGGAACAGAGGUCCGGCAGUAGCAACAGAGUGAAGAAGGAGCAGAGGUCCGUCAGCAGCAACAGAGUGAAGAAGGAACAGAGGACCGUCAGCAGCAACAGAGUGAAGAAGGAACAGAGGUCCGUCAGCAGCAACAGAGUGAAGAAGGAACAGAGGUCCGUCAGCAGCAACAGAGCGAAGAAGGAACAGAGGUCCGGCAGCAGCAACAGAGUGAAGAAGGAACAGAGGUCCGUCAGCAGCAACAGAGUGAAGAAGGAACAGAGGUCCGGCAGCAGCAACAGAGCGAAGAAGGAACAGAGGUCCGGCAGCAGCAACAGAGUGAAGAAGGAACAGAGGUCCGUCAGCAGCAACAGAGUGAAGAAGGAACAGAGGUCCGGCAGCAGCAACAGAGCGAGGAAGAAGAAUAGGUUGUGCAGGUGGAGGUGUCAGCGAGGGCGGGCGGGCAGGCAUGCCGGCCACGCAGCGCACAACAUUUAA
Messenger RNA from Procambarus clarkii (red swamp crayfish), 1242 nucleotides. The record is from RefSeq and is a predicted model, not a curated record. Lineage: Eukaryota; Metazoa; Arthropoda; Malacostraca; Decapoda; Cambaridae.